AUGGGGAGAAGGCAAUACAAUCUCUAUGGGAAUCCGCACUCAGAAUCUCGGUCAUCCAGUCUAUGCACCAGGAGGAUUGACGAGAUCCGAAGACAGACUUUGGAUUUCUUUCAUGCAGACCCCGAACACUUUGACAUUGUUUUUGUGCAAAACGCUACCAACGCGGUCAAACUUGUUGUUCAAGCCCUGAAGGAUAGGCCCAUGACCACUACCCCGAAGAAGACGUUCAUGGGCCCAAGACUUUGGGUUGGCUACCACGUCGAGUCACAUACCAGUAUCAUUGGCAUCAGAGAGCUGGCCGACGCCGGUAGCCAUUGCUUCACGACGGAGGAAGAAGUAUAUAAUUGGCUCAACUCGAGGUCUGCCCACGAAGAUGUAGACCGGGUGCCAUCUCAAUCAUCGAAGACCUUCCAGGUGGGCCUUUUCUCCUAUCCUGGGCAAUCGAACAUGAAUGGACACAGACUCCCAUUGGACUGGCCAGGCCGUCUCCGGCGGUCUCGACUAUCUGCUCAUCAGAAGAUAUAUAGUCUCUGGGACGCUGCCGCGCUGGCGUCUACGUCACCGCUAGAUUUCAGUGACCUGGCGGAAUCCCCUGACUUCACAGUCGUAAGCUUCUACAAGAUAUUUGGCUUCCCGGAUCUGGGAGGUCUGAUUGUGCGCAAAGCUUCCGCAAGAGUUUUGACCGAACGGCCAUACUUUGGUGGAGGAACUGUGGAGAUGGUGGUCGCUGCUGGCGGCUCAUGGCAUUCAAAAAAGUUAGGCCAGGCCCACGAGGCUCUCGAAGACGGUACCGUGCCUUUCCAUGAUAUCAUUGCUCUGGGAAAUGCCCUAACUGCUCACCGGCAGUUAUACGGGUCGCAAGAGAGUGUAUCCCGACACACCUCAUCCCUAGCAGCUAUCUGUCAUGACUUUCUCUUGUCCCUGCGCCAUCCCAAUGGGACCAACGUCUGUGAAGUCUAUCGAGAUCCAGCUGCACGCUAUGGCCCAACUAUUGCCUUCAACCUGAGAACGGAUGAAGGCAAUUGGGUCGGGCUGCCUGAGCUCCAGCAAGCAGCCAAUGAGCAUCGCAUUCACAUCCGCACAGGCGACGUCUGCAACCCCGGGGGUAUCGCCAUGGCCCUAAGAUUGGAGCCAUGGGAACUCCUCAGAAACUACGCCGCUGGAAUCCGGUGUGGAUGUAAGGGUAUCAUUGUGGAUUCCAAACCGUCUGGGAUCGUGCGAGCCAGCUUUGGCGCCAUGAGUACAAUGGGGGAUCUAGAAGCAUUCAUGGGCUUUUUGAAACAAACAUACGCUUCGGGUCCAUGUAAGAGUUUACCAGAAGCUCUUCCGUCCUUGCCAAGUACUCUGCACGUUGCGAACAUUCUAAUUUACCCCAUCCAGGGAUGCGGAGCCUACUAUGUCAAGGACAAGGAGCCGUGGAACGUCACAGCUGCCGGCUUGCAGUGGGAUCGACAAUGGUGCUUAGUUGAUCUUCAAGAUAGGAGGGUCUUGACGCAAAAGAAAGCCCCAUGUCUGGUGCUGGUUCAUCCUGAAAUCGAUGCAAAAGAGGGAACACUGAAAGUCAGCUUACAUCGCUCACUGAAGAUCUGUCCUACGUUACAAGGAGACAUUACGGUGCCAAUAGACAAUUCGGACAAGUGCAAAGAAUGCUUUCCAAGGAAUGAUGUCGGUGUCUGGGACGACUCCCGAGAGAGGACGAUAACAGUGAGCGUCUUCCUAUCUCCGGAGAUUGAGAUGUUUUUUACCGCAGCGCUUGGGGUUCAUUGCACCUUGGCCAAAGUCCGCGAUCAGGAGUGCUUACUGCUGCCCCCUGUGAUACCGGCCAAGACGAUACCAAGUGUGACUGUCGAGCUGGACACUCAGAUGGAAGACAAUGAAGAAAUUAAUGAGCACAUCGUCGACCCUCUCUCCGUCUCACGCCCCCGGCCUCUAGCGCUGGCCGAGACUCUCCGUGCCAAUCUUCUCCUAACUUCGGAAGACCGACAUAACGGCCAAUGUUGGCAUUAUCUGCGCAUGGGCAAGAGAUAUACAGAGGGAAGUAAUUCCGACGGGGAGCACCCAACUAAGAUGUAUCAUCUUGCGCGUAUGCAAAAGCUGGAUAUUUCGGCGCAGGGCCGAAACCCCCAUUGGUUUGAGACGAAGACGCCUCUAAUAACGGUCGCCUGGGAGGCGGAAGCAUCGAGGGCUACACAGAACAGAUAUCAUUCCUACAACAUCAUGUCCCCCACAACCAUGAAAGCCAUCCAGAUCCAACGAUUCAACAAACCCUACCAUGUAUCCCUUGACCCCGUCCCCAACCCCGAGCCAUACCAAGUGUUGGUCCGCGUCAAGGCCACCGGGUUCUGUCACACAGACUUGAUGGCCCUGAAUAAUGAAUUCAACAUGAAGUUGCCCUUUAUCAGAUCGCACGAGCCCGCCGAGAUCAUUGAAGAAGUCAGCGCGAAGGUUACGGGGCUUCAAGAGAGGCGACCGGGUGGGCUGUAUCAACUUUGAUAGUGUCUGUGGUGAGACUUAGCCGAUCGUUUCCCCCUUGUUUGAUUCCUGAACAGUAUAAUACGGUACAGGCAAAUGGCGCGAUUUCUUGCGAUAGGCCCUUGCUACUGAUCAUCCGGCGGUGUUUUAGUUGGCGGCGGCUCUUACGAGGAAGCAUAGGAAAGAUGGUGCUCUUGGGUCAGCCUGAGAAGAGGAUUACCACGUCUUAUCAUAC
This is a messenger RNA of Aspergillus alliaceus, 2707 nucleotides long. Its product is annotated as PLP-dependent transferase. Gene Ontology annotation, biological process: molybdopterin cofactor metabolic process. The coding region runs from base 1 to 2493 and encodes 830 amino acids. Gene Ontology annotation, molecular function: molybdenum cofactor sulfurtransferase activity. The record is from RefSeq and is a predicted model, not a curated record. NCBI's taxonomy places the organism in Eukaryota, Fungi, Ascomycota, Eurotiomycetes, Eurotiales, Aspergillaceae. The transcript is spliced from 3 exons.